Dromiciops gliroides (monito del monte) is the source of this 911-nucleotide messenger RNA. RefSeq names its product intraflagellar transport 20 (gene IFT20). Bases 151 to 549 code for a protein of 132 amino acids. NCBI's taxonomy places the organism in Eukaryota, Metazoa, Chordata, Mammalia, Microbiotheria, Microbiotheriidae. The transcript is spliced from 5 exons. Gene Ontology annotation, biological process: intraciliary transport; centrosome localization; protein localization to cilium. Gene Ontology annotation, cellular component: intraciliary transport particle B; centrosome; cilium. The record is from RefSeq and is a predicted model, not a curated record.
AAGUGACGCGUACGGUAAACAGGUGCUGUAGCCGUGGCAGCGGCGGGAGCGGGCGGCUCCGGGUGGCAGAGUUAGCUACCGACCGGAGAGCGGAGCCGCCGUCUCCCGCGCCCGCCCCGCCCCGCCCCGCGGCGGGCCCCGGCCUCAGUCAUGGCUAAAGAUAUCCUGGGAGAUGCAGGCCUGCACUUCGAUGAGCUGAAUAAGCUGCGAGUGUUGGACCCCGAGGUGACACAGCAGACCAUAGAACUCAAGGAGGAGUGCAAGGACUUUGUGGACAAAAUUGGCCAAUUUCAGAAAAUAGUAGGCGGCUUAAUUGAACUUGUUGACCAACUUGCAAAAGAAGCUGAAAAUGAGAAGAUGAAGGCAAUUGGAGCUCGAAAUUUGCUUAAAUCCAUAGCAAAGCAAAGGGAGGCCCAACAACAGCAGCUCCAGGCUCUAAUAGCAGAGAAGAAAAUGCAGCUAGAAAGGUAUCGAGUUGAAUAUGAAGCUUUGUGUAAAGUAGAAGCAGAACAAAAUGAAUUUAUUGACCAAUUUAUUUUUCAGAAAUAAACUGAUUUUUACAGUAAAAACCCUAUUUUUAAAAAGACCAAAAAAACUGCCCACCCCCUCCCAUUCCAAUAAACUUGAUGACCACAUGCGCAUAUAUGCAACUUGGGAUUGUAACCAAUACCAUGUCUUCUUGAAAGGCAAUAACCAAACUUUUUUUAGAAUUCUGCCCAAUUGUAGCCAGAUGGCUGUAAACAGGACCUUGCCCAUCUGUCCAGAAGCCAGGACAGCAGGGCUGACCAUCUUGUGCUAUGGAUUCUUCUGUGUUGUCAGUCUCUGAUCUAUAGCUACAUCUGUCAACACCAGUCCUUUUUGAAGCACCUACCACUUUGAAAGAAAUAAGGCAAUAAAUUAUUAUUUCUAGA